CUCGCCAGUCGCGCUUCAAACUCCCCGCAGCCCACACGGUCCCCGUACCCAUGUUUUUCUACCGAACUGCAUUUUUCUACUGACAACAAACAUGCCCCCAGUCUCCUCCACGCGACAAGUACAGUCUCAGGCCUCAAUCAUUGCCUAAUGCAACGAAAUAUACUCAGGAAGUGCAAGUGAAUCGCUCAGGGAUUUUUACACUUUUUUAUUACUCUGUUUAUACAUUGUUGUGAUGACGUCCCGACACGCCGCAAGUGAAGACUGUGUUACGUGUUUUUAUUGUGACUCGUUUUCUAUGGACUGUUGAUGUUUUUAUUGUGACUUUAUAGUGGGAUAGGUUAGGAUAGGCGACAUAACGUCCACUGCCAACUAUCUCAAGGAUUUUUUUAUCGUAAGUUAGUGCUUAAGGGGAGAAGUAACCCCUUUUUGUAUUUUUUAUAAACAGUUUGUACUCUCAGUGUGUGUGAAGUGAUGGCUACUGUGACUUCCACGGAGAUGUCCCACUCGCUGUCAGUCAGGCACGUCGUCAUGUCCCCCCCUGCCGGUGACUUCAGGAUGGCCGGUGCCCUGCCCCUCGUCAGCUCCUCGACGUGCUCGCCCCCGAGCGCCGAGAUGCCGCCGCCUCCGCCGCCCCCCAAGAUCAAACCGGAGAGGAUCCACCACGACGAGAUCUCUAGUUCCAUCCCUGACCUAGAAUUCGAUGGUACAACCGUCCUAUGCCGAGUGUGUGGAGACAAGGCUUCCGGCUUCCACUAUGGAGUGCAUUCUUGCGAAGGUUGUAAGGGAUUCUUCCGGAGGAGUAUUCAGCAGAAGAUCCAGUACCGGCCCUGCACCAAGAAUCAGCAGUGCUCGAUAUUGAGGAUCAACAGAAACCGCUGCCAGUACUGUCGCCUCAAAAAGUGUAUCGCCGUCGGGAUGUCCAGAGACGCUGUCCGAUUUGGACGAGUGCCUAAGAGAGAGAAGGCCCGCAUCCUAGCAGCCAUGCAACAAAGUACCAAUUCGCGGACACAGGAGAAGGCGGUUGCCGCGGAAAUGGAGGACGACCAGAGGCUGUUGGGAACCGUCAUCAGGGCUCACCUGGAGACCUGUGAAUUCACCAGGGAAAAAGUGGAGCCCAUGCUGAGACGAGCGCGGGAACAGCCUUCCUACACAGCUUGCCCGCCCACCCUGGCGUGCCCCCUAAACCCCAACCCCCAGCCGUUAACCGGCCAACAAGAACUCCUUCAAGACUUCUCAAAGAGGUUCUCACCUGCCAUCAGAGGUGUUGUAGAGUUCGCCAAGAGAAUUCCAGGGUUCACACUUCUCGCACAAGACGACCAAGUCACCCUCCUCAAAGCUGGCGUGUUUGAAGUUUUGCUCGUCCGCCUCGCCUGUAUGUUUGAUGCACAGAAUAACAGCAUGAUCUGUCUCAACGGACAAGUCCUAAAGCGAGAGUCAAUCCACAACAGCUCCAACGCCAGAUUCCUAAUGGAUUCCAUGUUCGACUUCGCAGAAAGAUUGAACUCUCUGAGACUGUCAGACGCUGAAAUCGGCCUCUUCUGUUCCAUCGUCGUGAUCGCUGCGGACCGACCCGGGCUGCGGAACACAGAAAUCAUCGAGAGGAUGCACAACAAGCUGAAGAACGCCCUCCAGAUGAUCAUCAACCAGAACCAUCCCAACCAACUAGGUCUCAUUCACGAGCUCAUGAAGAAGAUUCCGGAUCUGAGAACGCUCAAUACUUUGCAUUCUGAGAAGCUGUUGGCAUUCAAGAUGACUGAACAGCAGCAACUGGCUCAGCAACAGCAACAACAACAGAUGUGGGGCAGUAUGAUGGCCGAGGAUGAGUGUAACAGCAAGAGUCCUGGCGGAGCUUCAUCUUGGUCCUCAUCUUCUGAUGUGACGAUGGAAGAAGUUAAAAGUCCUCUUGGAUCAGUUUCCAGUACGGAAUCCAUGUGCUCAGGAGAGGUCGCUUCUCUGAAUGAAUACCACCACCAAAGUCAUCAUGUCAGCAGUGCCCCUCUGCUAGCAGCAACGCUGGCCGGAGGCCUGUGUCCUCACAGGCACAGAGCAAACUCAGGCUCCGCCUCCGGAGACGAUACGAAACCUAUCCAUCGCCCGUUCAGGAAAUUGGAUUCCCCAAGUGACUCCGGCAUUGAAAGUGGGACGGAGAAGAUCGACAAGCCCAUCGGAAGUGCACCUACCUCCGUAUGCUCGAGUCCAAGGUCUUCUCUGGAAGACAAAGAAGAUCACCACCACAAUUCCCACCACCACCACCACAUAGCAGAAGACAUGCCUGUCCUCAAGAGAGUCCUGCAAGCGCCUCCGCUUUGUGACACCAACUCGCUCAUGGACGAAGCCUACAAGCCUCACAAAAAGUUCAGAGCACUGAGGAAUAAAGACUCAGCGGAAGCGGAACCCAUGCAAGCGUCCCCACAACUCCACCACCACCUGACGUCUUCUCUCUCAAGUACACACUCGACGUUAGCCAGGUCACUGAUGGAAGGUCCUCGAGGGAUGACACCCGAGCAGCUCAAGAGGACGGACAUCAUCCACGACUACAUCAUGCGAGGAGAAUCCCCUGCCAACAACAACUUUCAGUACAUUCCCUCCCAGAGGUGGUCCCAAAACUCCGCUACAAGUGUGAUAACCACCACCUCAGGACGGUCUGCCGCCUACGUCCUGGUCUCCUCACCUCCCUCCCCCUUAGUCCAUCUGGAUCAACCUUCCAGGCUCUACCUAGCACCCUCCCCCUCCUCCACGUCACCCGCCUCACCCAGUAUCAUGGAGCUGCAGGUCGGUAUCGCCCAGCCGCUAAAUCUCAGCAAGAAGACACCGCCUCCAUCCCCCCGCCCACUCUCCGCACCUUCGACUGCGCCACAGAAGGCGGUAUCUCUAGAGGCCUGAGGACGUACGUUGGUCAUCGUCUAUAGUACAAAGUCGUGUCGUGGCGACCCUACAAAGUGGUACAAAUCAAAGACUAGGACCUGUUCCUUGUGAUCUCUAGGUGUUUGAGUGAUGCCGGUGAAAGAUCGACACUGUCUGGACUCAGUGAGACGAGCGCAGUGAGCGGAGUGAUAAUCUUGUAGGAUCGCAUCAGACUAUUUCACUCUUUAAUGAUAAGAUUCUGAUGGUGCCACCUUUAACUGUAUCGAAACCAAAUAAUUUAUUAUUCUUCCCCUUCUAGUAAUUCUCAUUCUAUACUGUAUAUGUGUUAGAUGUGUGACAUUUUUAACUAUGACAAAAUCUCGUCAAGUCUGUACGUGUUGUAGUAAUGUCGAUGUUCCUACUGGCGCUUGGACUGGGGUGUUUCUGGAAGGGCUCUUUUGUAAGGACCAAGUAGUGGCCUUUAGUGUCCAGAUAGUCAGGCCUUUUGUGUGUAUCGCCCGUUCCAAAAACAUCCCUCCGUCAUGCCGAGGUCGGGACUAAAUUCAAAUAUUUUUCUGUCGAGGUCCAAGUAUCGAAAAGAAUGGCAUCAAGCACCUAAUCCUAUGAUUUUCUUUUACAUGAAUGUGAUAUAAUUCUACGUAGGGCUUGCAUUUUAUUUUACGUGUGUAAAGUUAGUGUCAUCGUAUUGUAUAUCUAUAUUUACUUAUAAAUACUAGUUUUAUGUUUGCAUUGUGUAGAAGGUGCAUAAGCCCUCAUGUUGUAUAUUUGAGGAAUUUUGAGACUGAAGGAAGGAGGGCCAUCUGGUUAGCCUCUGUAGCUUCCUAUUCCUUUUUGUUUGUAUUUAUCUAUGUAGGUAGGCCAGUAAAUGCUUAGCCCACCCAAAAAUUUGUAUAAAGUGUACACAGAAUAUUUUAAUAGUUUAUUUUUAAGGAUUAAAAAUCCCCAAAUGACUAUAUAUGUAAUGUACAGAUGGCCAGACCUUCCUAUAUUCUUAUACCUUAUUGUCUACUAGACUCGCUUGUCCGAGGGUUCCGUUGUGACCGACACCGGACUGUACUCAGUACUCUCGGUGUGCGUCAUAACGGAACCCCAAAUUAGCCAUAUUUUCUUGGCUGACACUGUCUAAAUAUUUUUUUUAAAUACUGUGUAUAGUAAUUUUAUUUGUGGUUAUUGUGAGUAAAUGUGAACCCAGUGAUCGUAGACUGUGUCUAUGGUGUGUGCUUGUAUGUAUUUUUUGUAAAGCUUGGGAGAUGUUUUGAGGUCGUCAGAUUAAAACAGUUGUCUGGUGAAAUUCAAA
Homalodisca vitripennis (glassy-winged sharpshooter) is the source of this 4162-nucleotide messenger RNA. RefSeq names its product nuclear hormone receptor E75 (gene Eip75B). Bases 472 to 2883 code for a protein of 803 amino acids. The record is from RefSeq and is a predicted model, not a curated record. The transcript has 6 exons. Gene Ontology annotation, molecular function: zinc ion binding; RNA polymerase II cis-regulatory region sequence-specific DNA binding; nuclear receptor activity. Gene Ontology annotation, biological process: cell differentiation; hormone-mediated signaling pathway; positive regulation of transcription by RNA polymerase II. Lineage: Eukaryota; Metazoa; Arthropoda; Insecta; Hemiptera; Cicadellidae.